AUGACGGAACUCUCAAAAUCAGCCUAUAACCAGGAACAGGUAGCUCUCUUCGAAGAGCUCAUCUGUCUCCCUACAAAGUACAGGCAAUGCAACAGGCCGGUUCGUAAUCUAGCUUAUCUCACCGCCCUCCACGUACACACCAUCUCAACCAUUCCUUAUGAGAAUCUGUCUUUGCACUACUCCGAAUCGCGGCUGGUUGAGCUAGACCCUCAGCUACUGUUUGAGAAGUUAGUCACAGGCGGUCGGGGCCGAGGUGGUUACUGCAUGGAAGUCAGUAUUCUGAUGAACCAUGUUCUGAGGACACUUGGGUUCCAGGCAUACAUGACUGGGGUUCGAAUCCGAUUGCGGAAGGAUGGUGUGCCUAGCGGUGACUACAUUGGCUAUACACACAUGGUCAGCCUUGUAGGCCUCCCAGACAAAACCCAGUACAUGAUUGAUGUAGCAUUUGGAGGUGACGGCGCCACCAAGCCACUCCCCUUGAAGCAUGAUCAAGUAUUACGAAAUCUUGGUACCCAAGAGGUCCGCUUAGUGCGUGGCCACAUUCCGAAUCAAGUUUUUCGAACAGAAGCUUCAAAGCUCUGGAUUUACCAGUACCGAAACGGACCAGCAAAGGAGUGGAACUCCUUUUACGCCUUCUCCGAGCAGGAAUUCUUGGAACCGGACUUCAAAGUCAUGAACUGGUACACAAGCACGUCACCUCACUCUUUCCAGAGAUUUUGCCCAUUAGUUGUUAAGUUUCUCAGAAAGAGGGAAACUCUCAACGAUGGGGCUAAAGAUGAUGGAGAGAUUGUCGGCAAGAGGAUGUUGGUGGGCUCUAUUCUGAAGGAGAACAUGGGAGGGAAGACUCGUGUGGUUAAAGACUGUCAAGACGAGAGCGACAGGGUCAAGGCGCUGGAGGAGUGGUUUGGGAUCCGUUUAACCACUGGAGAAAUGGCAGGUAUCAAAGGACAUUGGACAGAGAUUGGAAGGAAAACCGCGAAUUCGAGCGCUCCAUGA
Molecule: messenger RNA, 996 nt
Organism: Colletotrichum abscissum
Lineage: Eukaryota; Fungi; Ascomycota; Sordariomycetes; Glomerellales; Glomerellaceae
Exons: 2
Coding region: 1-996 (331 amino acids)
Molecular function (GO): acetyltransferase activity
Source: RefSeq, a predicted model, not a curated record